Molecule: messenger RNA, 1885 nt
Organism: Camellia sinensis
Lineage: Eukaryota; Viridiplantae; Streptophyta; Magnoliopsida; Ericales; Theaceae
Source: RefSeq, a predicted model, not a curated record
UCUACCACCCAAUACUGGUGUAAGAAUGGGUUUCUUACUAUCCAAUUAUCAACUCACAAUAUGUAUCCUCCUGUAUUCCCUAAUUUUCUGCUUCUCUUCUUCUUCUGCACAUCUUUGCCAUAAUGACGAGAGCACCGCUUUGCUCCAAUUUAAGCAACUCUUUUCCUUCAAUUGCGCUGCUUGCGAUUGCUCUGUUUAUUCUGCUCCACUCCCUGAUAAUUGGAAAGAGGGUACAGAUUGUUGUGCAUGGGAUGGGGUCACAUGUGAUAACACCACUUCUCAUGUCAUUGGCCUCGACCUCCGUUGUAACUGCCUAUAUGGUACCAUCCAUCCAAACAGCAGCCUCUUCAAUCUUGUUCACCUUCAACACCUCGAUCUUUCUCACAACAACUUCAAUCACUCUCAAAUUUUACCUUCAUUUGGCCGUUUCACAAAUUUGACCCAUCUUGACCUCAUUUCCUCCCAUCUUUCUGGCCCAAUACAAUCAUCAGAAGAAGAAGUCUGGCAAGGGAAUAACUUCUCCAAUAGCAUUUUCCACUUACAGAAAUUGCAGGAGCUACGGUUAGGCGGUAACAGAGAACUCACAGGUAAACUUCCAAGUUUUAUUAAUGGAACUCUCUGGCACCUUAGGCACCUUAGGUCGUUGGAUCUCUCUUUUAUAGAUUUCACCGGAGAGCUACCUAAUUCCAUCGGCCAACUUGAGUACUUGGAGGUGCUAGACCUUGGUUACUGCAAUGUCUCUGGUACGAUUCCAAGAUCGUUUACAAACCUCACGCGAUUAUAUUGGCUUUAUCUUGGAGGGAAUAACUGGAACAAUGGUCAAUUCCCAUCUUCAAUCGGCCAUCUUAAAAACUUGGAGCAGCUAUACCUCUCUCACUGCAAUUUCUAUGGCACUUUGCCAUCAGAAUACUUUGAGAGCAUGCAUUCAAUGAUGAUGGAUGAUGAAGACAAAUCCUCCUUAAAGUAUAUGGGCAUUGGUUCUGGUUAUUAUUCGGUAACCAUAAUGAAUAAAGGACUGGAAAUGACACUCGUAAGGAUCAUCACCAUCUUCAAAGCUAUUGAUUUCUCGCACAACAAGUUUGAUGGAAAGAUUCCCAUAUCUAUUGGAAGACUCAAAGCCCUCCGUGUCCUAAAUUUUUCAAGAAAUGGCUUCACAGGUCCGAUUCCAUUGUCCUUGGUCAAUCUAACUGAGCUUGAGUCCUUGGAUCUAUCCCAAAACAAGCUCUCUGGUGAGAUACCUCAACAACUAACAAGCUUGACAUUCCUUGAAGUUUUUGAUGUCUCGCAAAAUAAUCUAACUGGGAUUAUACCACGAGGCCAGCAGUUUGAAACAUUUUCAAACACUUCAUAUGAGGGAAAUCUAGGCUUGUGCGGGUUUCCAUUGUCAAAGAAUUGUGGGAAUGUCCAAAUAGCAGAAUCACCAACUUUACCAUCCUCAUUUAGCCACAAUUUUAAGUUCAAAUUUGAUGGCUUUGGUUGGGAAGCUGUGUUGAUGGGAUAUGGGUGUGGAGUAUUGCUUGGUUUGUUGAUUGGAAGUUACAUUAUUCAAAGGAAAGAAGAAUGGCUUGUAAGGAUUUUUGGUGUAAAAAUGCGUCAACAUGGAAAGAGAUCAAAGAAGAUUUGGAAAAAGAUAGCUCAUACAAAGUCAAUUAUAAAUUGUUUGUAGUAUAUAUAUUGUGUAUGCUAAUAAAUUGGAGAAGUAUUUGAAGGCUACAAUGCAAGGUAAAGCUAUACCGCAAUUCUGUCACUGUGUCUUCUUUUGCCAAUGCAAGGAUUGGUUUGUAAUCUCCAAUGAACAACAACAUGUGGAAGAAACAUGUGUAAUUCUUCUGUCUCAUAGAGAUGCAACAAUCUUAUCCUAUAUACUCUGACUCACUAAUAUAAU